CGAUAGAGAGUGCUUGUAGUCUUCAAAUUGAAACCUCUUCAAAAGAAAAAGAAAAGGAAGAAACAGAGUUUCCAUCAUGAUGAUCAUGGAAAACCCCAGGAGAGAACCAUAAAAAAAAAAUAAAAAAAAAAACAGAAGACAGACUGUAAGGCAAUGUGGUCGGUUCGGUCCAUCCCUUUCCCUUCAAGCAGCGGCCACUUUCCUCCUGAGUCCCUUUCACCUACCCUUCAAAUUAUGGCCUUUUAGCCCCCGUCGACGGCCUAUAAAUACAAACAACCAUUCUCUCUUCUCCACAUUCACUCCUUUCCUUCCUUCUCUUCUUCUCCUCCUAGCAAAACCCAGAAAGCCACAAACCCAAAUUCCCUUCCAUUCCCCUCACAAUGAAGUCCGUUACAGCCUCAACGCUUCUGCUGCUCUGCCUUCUCCUCGCCUCCUCUGUUUUCGAUGUCACAGUUGCCGCCGGCUCAGGGAUUUGUGACUCCAAGUGCGGGGCGAGGUGCGCGAAAGCAGGGGUGAUGGACAGGUGCCUCAAAUACUGCGGGAUCUGCUGCGACAAGUGCCAGUGCGUGCCUUCUGGGACUUACGGCAACAAGCACGAGUGCCCUUGUUACAGGGAUUUGAAGAACUCCAAGGGCAAGCCCAAGUGCCCUUAAAAAAAUUUGUCAUGUGUGAUUAGUUACUCUGUUUUAUGUAAAAAGUAAAAACCUGGUUAUGGUACGAUAUGAGUAUGUUUUGGGGGAUUUUGGGUGUUUGACUGUUUGUUUGUUUGUUGAUAUUUUGGGUUCAUUCUUCUUCUUUUUCUUGUGUGUGUUUUAGUUGAUUUGUGUGUUGCUUACUACAUAAGCAUACUUUCCCUGUUUUAUGAAUAUAAGUAAUUAGCUAUAUGGCAAUUUGGGUAUGGAUUAGAUCUAGACAUAAGGAUAAACAUAACGGUGAUGAUGAGAAAGGUGUUUCUCAUGAAGAUCGAAUUCAAACGGAAGUAUAAGAAAUGCUCGUCUAGCAGUUUUGCAGUUUUGAUGCAAGGGUAUUGAGAUUUUGAG
Linum tenue is the source of this 1040-nucleotide messenger RNA. The record is from the annotation of a GenBank genome assembly. Lineage: Eukaryota; Viridiplantae; Streptophyta; Magnoliopsida; Malpighiales; Linaceae.